AUGAUGCAUCAGAUGAGACACAAAAACAAUGUCACCGACGGUUCCAGUGGUGAGAAGAUGGAUAAGAAUAAGACUCCCAACAGAGACCACAACAAUAAGUCGCGAAAUGUGGCAAAUCUUGACGAUUAUAUCUAUGAAUUAGAGACUAGAAGUGAUGCCAAAGUGAAUAACUUUUACAACAAAAAGGAUUUAACCAUAAAUGAGAUGUCAUGCGAGAGCUCAGCCAACCUUUUAUCGCAAUUACAGCAGAAGGAAAAGGAUCUCAUAUUAGCCGCAGAAUUGGGAAAAGCAUUGCUCGACAGGAAUGAGGAGCUGAGCAGAGCUAAUGAGAAGAUAACCGAAGAAUACUCUCAUAAGUUAGAGAUUCUGGAACAGGAAAAGUAUGGCUUUCGGAGGAAACUGGAGAGUCUUGAGGGGGAAUACGAGGGAAGGAUAGCUGAACUGCAAACUGAUCUCAAGAACGCACGACAAGAAUCAGAGACACAACACAUGUAUUUGAGACAAACGGAGGGCGAGAAAAGCAAAAUCAUUCAGGAAUUGAUUGAACAAAACCAUCGAUUGACGAAUGAACUCAAACAGUCGACAGAAACUGAAUCAUUACUGGAAAGUCAAUUACAGACACUUCGAGACCAGUUUAAUGUGAGGCGAACUAAUCUGAAUGACCACAUCGACCAACUCGAAGGACUUCGCGAAGAGAUUAAUCUCUUGAGUAAAAGAAAGAGUGAUUUGGAGAGAAGGAUAUCGUCGUUAACACAGGACAGGGAACACCUAAAUGUAUCUCUGGAGGAGUCAAGCGAUAGGAUAUUCCUGUUGGAGAAACAGUUACAGCAACAGGAGUUGGAGUUACGGACUCAACACAAAGACCUGGAAGAGCUGAGACACGCCAACAGUGAACUCCACAACAAACUGGACGCCGUGUCCCGAAAGACAGUGCCAUCCGAUCAUAACUGCCUUAAUGGUCACCACUCGCUGUUCAAUGAGAUCGAGAUGUCUUCUGCGUCGUCAAACGACGAGGACUUGAGAUCAUUGAGCGGUCGCAUCGAUUACAACGAAGACGAGAUCGAUAUCGACGAAAGGGACUCCUCUUACAGUUCCUCUCAGAGCGACUCAUCUAAACUAAAGCAAGAGCUCAUUGAGGUUUACCAUCAUUUGAGGCAAACCUGUCAUGAAUUGCACCGAAAGAGGGAAAGCAGCGGAAACUUCAACUCAACACAAGACAGCGGUAUUCAAACGAUUCCCGAAGAGAUACCUAUCAAUCAGCUUAAGAGCGGAAUGUUUAGGACUAUUGUCAGAGACUUGAUAUCUCUUCUCAACGAUUUGAAUACAGAAUACAGUGAAAUGCCGUGUAUAGCGUGUCAAACAGUGGCCUCGGAGAGGUGCGAACUCGAGAAGUUGCGCAAAGAGGUGAGAGACCAGUCGGAUCAGCUCAAGAAGUCUGCCGAACAGAUGACCGAAAUGAGCAAACGGCUCACCAUUCAGGAGUCGGAGCUCAAUGCCAUCAAAGAGGAGAGAGACACUCUCAAGAGUGACAUCAGUAACGCGGGCGGACUGGCCAAGGAUGAGAUCGUGAAGAGGGCCUGGGAGGUGAGGGAUCAGGCCGUGGCCCGCAAGAAUGUGGUCGAAGUGGAACUGGCUAAGACCAGGAUAGAAGUCAUGCAUAUUAAUAGUCAACUCCUGGAAACUAUUCAACAAAAGAUUGAGUUAUCGCAGCAACUGGAACAGUGGCAGGUGGAUAUGCAAAUCCUUUUGGACGAACAGCUCAAGACUAAGCUCACGUCCCAAGAGAUGGGCGACAAGAGACGCAACGGUGACAUAACAGCCCUCAACGCCACUGACAACAAGACAUCUCCGAUGGUUUCGCGCGGAACUAAAUUUCUGAAGCUUUGGAGAUAUAAUUGAUUUGCAAUUGUAUUUCAUGUAAAACAAGAGUCUGUGAUACAAACCAUAAUUACAUUUCAUUACAGCGCCUGAAAAGUGCCUCAAAUAAGUGUUAUUAUUAGACAACUUCUCACUGUUUUAAUCGUUCAAAUAGUAUACAGUAAUAUAGAGAC
Molecule: messenger RNA, 2051 nt
Organism: Oppiella nova
Lineage: Eukaryota; Metazoa; Arthropoda; Arachnida; Sarcoptiformes; Oppiidae
Source: the annotation of a GenBank genome assembly